This is a messenger RNA of Owenia fusiformis, 1591 nucleotides long. Lineage: Eukaryota; Metazoa; Annelida; Polychaeta; Sabellida; Oweniidae. The record is from the annotation of a GenBank genome assembly.
UCUUGCCAAUACUGGGAUAUAAUGAAGUUGAAUAGAAAGUGGAUUGUUUUGAAUCUGCUAUUGUUUGUAAUAGCAAGAGCAGAAGCAGCAAAAGGUACGAUUGAUAUUACUGCUGAUGAUGAAUACAACUUGUUUGUCAAUGGUAAGAAAGUAGGUUCUGGUGAUGCAUGGAAUCAGCCACAACACUACUCAAUUGAUAACCCAGAGAAUGUCAAAGUGAUUGCCGUAAAGGCAUGGGACACUCUCUGCAUAGUAUCGGGACUCAUUCUUUCAUUCCGUUAUGGCGAUUUCAUUCUUAAUACUAACAGUAGCUGGAAAUGCGUCACUGGAUAUGUUGAUCCAUCAUGGAAUCAGCCUGGGUUCAAUGACAGAAACUGGCCCGCAGCAGUAGAAUUUAGUACACACCGUGACAACUCCUAUCAUACUGUCAGAGUAGGGAGAAAAGAUGGUAAACCUUGGUGGCCUACAAUUGACAAGGCAGCAAGGGUGAUUUGGACCAGAAAUAAUUGCAGAGACAGAACCAUAUACUGCAGAUAUACCUUGGAGGUCCCAAGUCAACCAAAAACCUGUAACUUCAAGAAUAAAUGCAAAGACAAAUACUGGUGUAACAAAGGAACAUGUACUCCUAUGGUUAAUAUUGGAGAAAAAUGUAAAAAGAAUGUUCAAUGCAUGGACAAGUCAAAAUGCGUAGACAAGAAAUGCCAAACAAGUAGGCCACCAAAGACCUGUACAUUCAGUAAUGAAUGUAAGUACAGAUACUGGUGUGACAAUGGAAUAUGUGUUCCUAUGGUUAUUUUUGGAAAAAACUGUACAAGGAAUGAUCAAUGCUUAGGGCAGUCAAAGUGUGUAGAUGGCAUUUGUGAGGAAACAUGUAAGAUUGAUAAUGAAUGCUUACAAUAUGAGAAUGGCAGAAAGAAGUACUGCACUACAGGAGGACUUGCUGCAAUACUAAAAGGAAAGUGUGUUAUGAAACAUGAAUUCGGGUACCGCUGUGGAAGAAGUCCAGAAUGUCUUGGUAACAUGAUCUGCAAAAAUGGGAAAUGUAAAAAGGCUGAGGAAGUGGUCCAGUGCAGUCUGACUUGUGUUGGGCCAAACCCUAAGAAACCUGAUGCUAUCAGACCAGGAUCAAUUGUAAAUGUUACCUACAAUUGUAUCUUCUUGCGAAAAGGAGAGUUUGGUCAUAUGGAUGUUAGAGCUAAGAUAUGGCUAAACAAACACAAAUUGAUCGGCAGAGUGAAUGGUACAUCUCCCCAGAUCUUCAGUGGUUCAUACACAAAGGAAGCCGGAAAGGGGGAAUUUGCUGUUGCACUAGAAGCAAGAAUGAGCACUUGUGUGAACUUAAAGCCAACAUGCGGGGCUAAUAGACACUGCAUCUUAUUCGCAGGACAAUAGAACAACAGUACACUUGCCUUCCAGACACAUAUUUUACAUAGAAACAAUACAAUGGACAUUUUAAAAUUAUCCUCAGCUGAAUUUACCUCUUGUAAAUUAAGUUUCUUUAAUCGAUUGUAGUAACUAUGGAUUCUAAGUAAAAGAACAAAUUUUACAAAAGGUAAAUUCACCUCUUGACUUUACUUUACGUACAAAAAAA